This is a messenger RNA of Penicillium malachiteum, 1128 nucleotides long. Its product is annotated as glycoside hydrolase family 28 protein. Gene Ontology annotation, biological process: pectin catabolic process. Bases 1 to 1128 code for a protein of 375 amino acids. The transcript has 6 exons. The record is from RefSeq and is a predicted model, not a curated record. Gene Ontology annotation, cellular component: extracellular region. Gene Ontology annotation, molecular function: polygalacturonase activity. NCBI's taxonomy places the organism in Eukaryota, Fungi, Ascomycota, Eurotiomycetes, Eurotiales, Aspergillaceae.
AUGAAUUCCCGUGGCUCAUCGUGUCAGGGCUUGCAACGCUGGCCGUUGCCUCCCCCCGCUGCUCCUGCCAUCACUGCUGCUCCUAACCUGGAAAAGCGAGCCACUACUUGCACUUUCUCUGGAUCUAAGGGUGCUUCCUCUGCCAGUAAAUCUCAGAAGUCCUGCUCCACCAUUGUCCUUUCAGAUGUCGCCGUCCCUUCUGGUACCACUCUGGACCUGAGUGAUCUUGAAGAUGGCACCCAUGUCAUCUUCGAGGGUGAGACUACCUGGGGCUAUGAGGAGUGGGAUGGUCCCCUUCUGCAAAUUGAGGGAACCGACAUCACCAUCACAGGUGCCAGCGGCGCAAAGCUGAACCCUGACGGUUCUCGUUGGUGGGAUGGUGAGGGAACUAACGGUGGCAAGACUAAGCCCAAGUUCUUCUACGCCCACGAUCUGACCUCGUCCACUAUCACCAAUUUGUACAUUGAGAACACACCAGUGCAGGCUGUCAGCAUCAAUGGCUGUGAUGGAUUGACCAUCACGGACAUGACCAUUGACAACAGCGCUGGUGACUCUGAGGGUCACAACACUGAUGGCUUUGAUAUCGGAUCCAGUACCGAUGUUAUUAUUGAUGGUGCCACUGUCUACAACCAGGACGAUUGUGUUGCUAUCAACUCUGGAACGGACAUCACCUUCAAGAACGGAUACUGCUCCGGUGGUCACGGUCUCUCCAUCGGUAGCGUUGGUGGUCGCGAUGACAACACUGUCGAGACUGUUACAUUCGAGGAUUCCACUGUGAUUGACUCUGCCAACGGUAUUCGCAUCAAGGCUACUGAGGGCGACACCGGCACUAUUAAGGGUGUCACCUACUCUGGAAUUACCCUCUCCUCUAUCUCCAAGUACGGUAUCUUGAUUGAGCAGAACUAUGACGGUGGUGAUCUGAAGGGCGACCCCACUAGCGGUGUUCCCAUCACUGACCUCACCAUCAAGAGCAUUAGCGGGUCUGGUGCAGUCUCCUCAAGUGGUUACAAUGUUGCUAUUGUCUGUGGCAGCAGCGGUUGCUCUGACUGGACUUGGAGCAGCGUCGAGGUCAGCGGUGGUAAGACCUAUGGCAGCUGCGAGAACGUCCCUAGCGUUGCAAGCUGCUAG